UUGACUCAAUAGUAAUCACACGUUUUUUGUCACAACAACGAGCGCCCCCACAUCUUUUGUUGGCUCUAGGAAAAUUCCUAACUCCUAAGCUAUAUUAAUAUCUUUGAUCACGCUUCUUAUGUUUUCUGUAUCUCCACUCUGGUCAGAGCUUAAUCACAAUUCAAAUUCAGCGGUUUUGGUUGCUCGUGCUUGAAGCUUGUGCUGAGGUUUUAGUCGAUUUGGGGCCCCAACUGGUAGGGUUCUUGUGGCUUGACUAUGGGUCUUAAGGGGGCUAUAUUGAUGCAAAAAUACGAGUUGGGAAGGUUAUUAGGCCAAGGGACGUUUGCAAAAGUUUACCACGCUAGGUGUGUCGAGACGGGGCAGAGCGUGGCCAUCAAAGUGAUUGACAAGGGGAAGAUUAGGAAGGCGGAUCUCUUGGAUCAGAUAGAACGAGAGAUAUCUGUAAUGAGGCUCGUCAGACACCCCAACGUCGUUCGUCUCUAUGAAGUCAUGGCCACCAAGACCAAGAUCUAUUUUGUGAUGGAAUAUGCCAAAGGGGGCGAGCUCUUCAACAAGGUGGUGGCUCAGGGGAAGUUUCCGGAAGAUGUUGUAAGAAAAUUGUUCGUGCAGCUGAUGGAUGCCGUUGAGUUCUGCCACAGCAGAGGCGUGUACCAUCGCGAUCUGAAACUCGAGAACAUACUGUUGGACGGGGAUGGGAAUGUCAAGGUGUCGGAUUUUGGGUUGAGCGCCCUCACUGAAAGCAGGCGCUCGGAUGGGCUGCUCCACACGAGCUGCGGCACCCCUGGCUACGUAGCGCCUGAGAUAAUCGAGAGGAACGGGUACGAUGGCGUGGGAGCGGAUAUCUGGUCGUGUGGGGUGGUGCUUUAUGUUCUGUUGGCCGGUUAUCUUCCUUUUCACGACCGGAAUUUGAUGGAGAUGUAUAGAAAGAUUAUCAAAGGAGAGUAUAAAUUCCCUAGUUGGUUUUCGCCCAAACUUCGGAGACUAGUUUCAAGAAUGUUGGAUCCAAAUCCAAAUAGUAGAAUCUCAAUCGCAGAGAUCAAGGCAGGUUGUUGGUUCAAGGGGGGAAAUGGAAUUAAAGGUGAAUCAGUAGUAUCUCGUGGUGUCGCGUGGGGAGAGAGCAACGAGAAAGAGGCGCGAAGCCUUUCAAAUUUGAACGCGUUCGACAUCAUAUCCUUGUCGGAUGGAUUAGAUCUUUCCAAACUGUUUGAGGAAUCUGGCUUGGACAAGGAAUGCAGGUUCAUAUUGUGCAAGCCUGCAUCCUUGAUCAUCUCCAGGCUCGAGAAGGCGGCCAAGAUCGUGGAGAUGAAGGUGAGUAAGAAGGACGGGGGGCUGCUCAAAUUUGAGAGGUCCAAGGAGAGCAGAGACGGGGCUGUGUCGAUUGAAGUUGAGAUCUUCGUCAUCACUCCGGUGCUUCAUUUGGUGGAAGUGAAGAGAGGAUACGGAGACGUGGUGAAGUACAAGAAGAUAUUGAACGAUGUUAUAAGACCUCGUCUCGUUGACAUCGUUCGACCAUCUUACGGCGAGGUAUUAUAUUAGCAGUGGCUACCAUAAGUUAUAGGUUUCGGGUCGAGUUGGUGGGAGCAUUUUCUUCACUUUCGACUGAGCUGAGGAUUCUUUUCACAUGAAUACUGAUUACCGAGCAUAGCAAAUGUAGUUGAAAGUUGAAACUGUCAAAACUUCCAAGUUUUGCAGCAGAGUAUAGUUUUGAUGAUUUUGUUUGAUCAUCAUCGAUUUAAUUAUUUCUUUUUGUUUUGGGUACGUGCACUAGAGAAUCCACAAAUCUGGAUGGUUUCUGAAUUCUGGGAACUUUCUUGCUAAAAGCUUAUUUCAGAAGGUCCACAAUUUUUAUAAAUGUCAAAUUUCUUAUGAAAAA
Molecule: messenger RNA, 1873 nt
Organism: Salvia miltiorrhiza (redroot sage)
Lineage: Eukaryota; Viridiplantae; Streptophyta; Magnoliopsida; Lamiales; Lamiaceae
Product: CBL-interacting protein kinase 2-like
Exons: 2
Coding region: 256-1536 (426 amino acids)
Biological process (GO): protein phosphorylation; signal transduction
Molecular function (GO): ATP binding; protein kinase activity
Source: RefSeq, a predicted model, not a curated record